UCGUUAAACUGACGAGUGACUUGCUGUCCUGUUCGAAGGUGACGGAGUUGGUGCUCGAUAACUGCCGAUCCAGCAACGGCGAAAUCGAAGGUCUGAAUGACUCAUUUAAAGAACUGGAGUUUCUUAGCAUGGCCAACGUCGAGCUGACAUCGCUGGCCAAACUUCCCACGUUGAGUAAGCUCCGAAAGUUGGAGUUGAGCGACAACAUCAUUUCAGGAGGCCUGGAGGUCCUUGCGGAAAGGUGUCCAAAUCUCACAUAUCUAAAUCUAAGCGGCAACAAAAUCAAAGAUCUUGGCACUGUGGAAGCUCUUCAAAAUCUCAAAAACUUGAAGAGCCUUGACCUGUUCAACUGUGAGAUUACAAACCUCGAGGAUUACAGAGACAGCAUUUUCGAGCUGCUUCAGCAAAUCACAUACCUAGAUGGAUUUGAUCAGGAAGAUAAUGAGGCACCGGACUCAGAAGAUGAUGAUGAUGAGGAAGGAGAUGAAGAUGACGAUGAUGAAGAUGAGGAUGAAGCUGGUCCUCCAGGAGAGUAUGAAGAGGAAGACGAUGAAGACGACGGAGGUUCAGAUUUGGGGGAAGGAGAAGAGGAGGAGGAAGUUGGUCUUUCAUACCUGAUGAAAGAAGAGAUUCAGGAUGAAGAUGAUGAUGAUGACUACGUUGAAGAAGGAGGCGAUGAGGAGGAAGAAGCAGAGGGCAUUCGAGGGGAGAAGAGGAAACGAGACCCUGAAGACGAAGGCGAGGAAGAGGAUGAUUAAUUUGUUAUAGACACAAGUAGGACCAGACUCUUAAGUUACAGAAUACGCAAUAGUGAUUAUGCAGAUCUGUAUGUCUCCAUGUACCAUAGAUGUCCCUACAGAAGAUAAUACGUUAACUUUUUAUAGGAGAAGUGUGGUUUUACUAUUCUUGCCCUUUUUAUCAUUCCAAAUAAGAUAUAAUAGCCUGUUAGUGAACCUAUAUGUAGAUGACAAUUUUCAGCCCUAUAAUCACUGAAGCCAUUGUCAAGUUUUUCCCCCCCUAGACUUUUGUUUGGAGCUCUUUGAUUUUAUACAAGCUUGCUGUGUUGGUCAUCAUGAGCCCAGAGUUAAAACACCCCUUUCACGUGGGUUUAAUAUUGUGAAUUUCCUUCAAGAUUUUAAAAGUUUUUAUACUUAAAAAGCUGAGCUCAAAAAUGCUAUAUGGCAAAUUCCAGUCUCUGUCGUCUGAGUUUACCAGGGAUUUGAUUUGAAGUCGACAACUAGAUUACACCUUUAUUUCAGCUUUUUAAAAGGUGACUCCUGUAAUAUUUUUUUUUGUCUUCUAUCCAUUUUGUCUGUUGCAUUGUAAAGCCUAAGUGGGUUUCAGAAGAUCUUUUUUUUUCCUGCUUGUUCAGGUGUUCGGUGUUUGCUGGAGUAUUCACUAGAUACCUUCAAGAACCUAUCUUGGCAAACCGAAAGGGUCAUAACCCGUAAAUUUUCUCCAAAACACAUAGUCAUUGCAGGUAUUAACAAAAGCAACUAAUCUGUAGUUUAAACCCAUUUCGCUAGAAGUCUUUGGUAAACUUUCGCUCACUUUGGGAAUUCCGCAACCAUCGUCAUGUUUGGCUAUAAAAUACAUGCAUUUCUGAUGCAGAAGUGAACGGGUAACUCCUUCAAGCACAUUUUUUUUUUUUUUUUUUUUU
Molecule: messenger RNA, 1660 nt
Organism: Egretta garzetta (little egret)
Lineage: Eukaryota; Metazoa; Chordata; Aves; Pelecaniformes; Ardeidae
Gene: ANP32E
Product: acidic nuclear phosphoprotein 32 family member E
Exons: 6
Coding region: 129-758 (209 amino acids)
Biological process (GO): regulation of apoptotic process
Cellular component (GO): nucleus
Molecular function (GO): histone binding; phosphatase inhibitor activity
Source: RefSeq, a predicted model, not a curated record